Molecule: messenger RNA, 4017 nt
Organism: Ooceraea biroi (clonal raider ant)
Lineage: Eukaryota; Metazoa; Arthropoda; Insecta; Hymenoptera; Formicidae
Source: RefSeq, a predicted model, not a curated record
UCUCUCUCUCUCUGUGGACUUGACGUGCUGAGACGUGCUCCUGAAACGUAGUGAGAGUUUAGUGGGAAGUAUUGAUUUAUCAAUUCUGAAAUUGGUGCCACAUAGGUGGUUGAGGACGGAGAACUAGUGAAAGUGUUAUCCAGUGGCAAGAACAAUUAUUUCUUUGUAACGGAGAGCUGAAAUGUGAGGAGAGACGUGCGAGUCAGCGUAGUCGGAAGGGCGGAGCGUUGUCAUCGUGUCGAUUGUAACGAUAUCGACGGAAUUUGAUGAUACCACUUCAUUCUGAAACUCUGAUCAAAUGAUAAUGAGUGAUGGAUGCUCGGAAUGAGAAGCAGCUUUCAUGUCGGCAAUGUAGAAAGGAAAUAAAAACACAGAUGAUAAAAUAUGUACCUUGUGAGAAAAUAUUUCAUCCAAGUUGCCAUAAAUUGCAUAGAGUGUAUAAUACGGCAAAUGAAUUAGUUGCGUGUCCUGGAAAGCACGAAAUAUUUACUAUAAAAGGAGCUAUUAGUGAAGAAGGAAGUGCGGUGAAAGAGCGUAAGGCGUCGAAUGCAGAGGAGAAUCAAGCAGGCGAACACAAUAUGGAGUCUAAGAUAGAUUGGCUAAUGAGGAAAAUCAAGGAUGAAAUGGUUAGUAAAAAUGAAAUAAAAGGUAUAAUUGCAGAUAUAAUUAAGGAUGAACUGGAGGAUUUUAAGAAGGAGAUGGAAGAAAUGAGGAAGAUGAUACGGAAUGCGAUGGCAGAUGAGGAGGCCCCACGUAGUUAUGGUGAUGCAGUUAAGGGAAAGAAAAAAGAAAAUGUUAUUAUAAUAAAACCAAAGGAACAGCAAAAGAGUGAGAAGACAAAAGAAGAGAUAAAACAAACUAUUGAUAUUAAGAAUAUGUCAAUAGGGGUAUCAAAGAUGAGAAAAGGAGGAAAUGGUGCAUUUAUAUUGGGUUGUGAAAGUGAGAAGGAAAUAAAACAACUAAAAUCAACUGUUGAGAUUAAAUUGGGAAACAAAUAUCAAAUAAUAGAGCUGAGAAAUGCUCAACUGAAAGUAAAAAUAUUCAAUGUGGACGAAGAGGAAAUGAAAUGCAAUGAGGAGCAAAUAAUAGGUAUGAUAAUAAAACAGAAUAAUUUGGAGGAAGAAAGAAGAGGAUUCCACAUGAAAAUUGUGAAGAAAAUAAUUAAAAAAGGGAAUGAAAACAGUACCAGUAGAAUGAAGAAAGAAGAUGGCUCGCUGAUAAUAGAAGUCGAUGAUACAACACACAAAGAAAUGCUAAGAAAGGAGAAAAUAAAUGUUAGAUGGAAAAAGUGUCGUGUUGUCAAUUUUGUGAAUGUGAAGAGAUAUUUCAAAUAUUGGGGAUAUUAUCAUAUUGCAGCAAAUUGUAGACGACCAAUAACAUGUUCGAGAUGUGCAGGUGACCAUAAGGAUAGUGAAUGUAAAGCUAAAAAAAAAAAAUGUGUGAACUGUAUGUAUAAGAAUAAAACUUAUAAUAUGAAAAUAAAUGAAAAACACAGUGCUUUAAGUAGGGAAUGCCGGACAUUCAAGAGAGCUGUAGAGGAGGAAAGGAAGAGAGUGGGCUGGAGGAGUGAUGAAUAGCAACUAUGGGUUAGAGAAGAAGAAAUAAUGUAUACAAAUGCCCAAAGUCUAAUAGUACACAAAGAUGAGAUUUUCCAUCAUAUAAUGAAGAAAAGAAGUCCGGCUAUAGUUGCACUAUCGGAGGCGAGAGUGAAUGACAGUAUAGAAGAUUUUGAGAUAAAUAUUAGAUGUUAUAGUAGUGUGAGGUGUGAUGCAGAAAAUAGACAUACGGGAGGAGUUGUGGUUUACAUUAGAAAUGACAUUAAAUAUGAGACAGUAAUGGUGCAUAAGAUAAUAGGAAAUUGCUGGUGUGUUGUGAUAAGGAUGAAUGUAAAAUGGUAUAGAGGUACAAUAGUAGUAUUAUAUCAUUCACCUAGUGCGGCUGACGGGAUUUUUAUAAAAUUCAUUGAGGAUAUAGUGGAGGAGUUGGUUGUAAAAGAGCCGUGUAUAGUGAUAGGCGACUUUAAUCUAGAUUGGAAGUCAGAAGCGUUUUAUAAAAAUAAGUUAAGAAAUAUUAUGUUAGGAUUAGGAAUGAAGCAAUAUAUUAAUCAAACAACAAGGGUGACAAUCAAUAGUAGUACUCUUAUAGAUUUAGUUUUUGCGAGCCUGAAUUUAAGUGAGAAUGUAACUGUACUUGAGAAUCAGAAAAUUACGGAUCAUGCAUGGAUAAGAAUUAAAUUUAUAACGGAACAUGAAGAUAGUCUCUACAAGGAAUUCAGGGGUAGAGCCUAUAACAGGAUGAAUGUAGAAAAUUUCAUUACGAAAUUACAGCGAAAUAUGAAUAGUAAUUGUGAAUUAAAUAUAAAUGAAAGGGGUAACAGUUUUGUAAAAAAUAUAGUUAAGGCAUUAGAUGUGGUAGCGUCUGAAAGAUCAUUUAAGAUACCAAAAGCGUGGGAGGGGAAAUUAUGGUUUACAGAAGAUAUAAGAAAGACAGCAAUUGCUAGAGAUAAGGCAUAUGGUAAAGCAGUUUACACGGGAUUGGAGCAGGACUGGAUGCAAUAUAAAAUCGAAAGAAAUAUAGUUGUAAAACUUAUAAAAGAUAAGAAAAAGCAAUACUAUGAAACUAUGAUUGAUGAUAAUAGGUCAGAUUCAAGGAGAAUAUGGAAAGCAUUAAAAGAAAUACUGAAAGGGGAAACCCCAGAUGAAAAAUUUAUUGAUAGGGUAGAUUUUGAAGGUAUUAUUACAAAUGAAGGAAUAAAUAUUGCGGACAAGUUCAAUGAAUAUUAUAUUAACAGUAUUGAUAAUAUUAUAAAGAGUAUUGUUCGCGAUGAGGGAAUUCAUCCUUGUGAGAGUUCCUUGACGAGAAACAUAAGUUGAAACAGACCGGGGUGGAGUGGGUCGAAUCAGUGAAUUUCGUGAUCUCGUAAUAUAAAAUCUGACCUCUUCUUAUUACUGUGAACCGAAGGCUCUAGAUCUGCCCGCUCCGCUCGUAUUUGUCUCAACGAGCAUAAUAUUGUCGCGAUUUCGACCAUGAAACCAUGUCCGAAGUAACUGAUCGAAUAUCCAUAUAUGGACAUUUCCUUUGUUUGGCCCGCGAUCAAAACUUGUUAUUCGACCGUUCCUCACGACAACAUGGGCCGGUUUGCCUGUGUCCGCGACGGCGACAUUCAGAAUUGUCUGAUCCGUGAGCCAGACCGCUUCUUAAGUCUCCGUAGAUUUCGCUCCGAUUUCUGCAAUUUCGAUAAGUGAGCCCGAUCAGUUACGUCGGUGUUUGGUUUCUUUCCGAUCCUCCGCGGUCUCGCCGACGACCGACGAAAUCGCUUCGCCACAGGAGACGGAUCUCCGAGUCUGUAAUUUCCGUCUUAGUGUCCGACUCGCCCGACGAGUCAUUGUGACGAUCGGUCCGCAAGUUCGAUUGCUUCCCGUACACGUGGAGACAAACACGGCGCACAACAUCAAGAUUUCCGCGAAAUCCGUCUAGUCGGGCCUACGUUUCCGCCUUCCCGACUCGCGCCUAUACCCGGCGACACAAUAGACGCAGCGUGCUGCUCGCGGCCGUGACCGACUUUCCUGGCUGAAAAUAAAGACAACUUCAAGCCUAAAUCGAGUGUGUUUUCCUCGAUCCAUCUCACGAUUCUUCCUGCGGACGCUCGCUCUCAUCAAAGGAGAUCGAGCGCACGAACUUCGUGCUCAUCGUCUGGGCAUUCCCGGUGCAUCACAACUCGCAGACGACAAGUAUUAAGAAGGUAAAUGGUCAUAGAAGUGAUAGGGAAACAAUAUAUGUUAAUGAAAAUAAAGAAAUAUUUGAAUAUUUUGAUCCUAUCAAUACUAGUGGAUUGGAAAAAAUCGUUAUGAAUCUCCCGGAUAAAAAAAGGGACAGCCGAAGGAAUAAGCGUUAAUGUGUUGAAAACAGCAUUUUGUGUAGUAAAGGAUGAAUUCAAGAACAUAAUAAAUAAAUCGUUAAUGAUAGGAGAGUGUCCUAGCGGCUGGAAAACAUCCACGGUGAUUCCAAUCCCAAAAA